This is a messenger RNA of Ixodes scapularis (black-legged tick), 2479 nucleotides long. It is a transcript of the gene Vps4, whose product is annotated as vacuolar protein sorting-associated protein 4. Lineage: Eukaryota; Metazoa; Arthropoda; Arachnida; Ixodida; Ixodidae. The record is from RefSeq and is a predicted model, not a curated record. The transcript has 2 exons. Gene Ontology annotation, molecular function: ATP binding; ATP hydrolysis activity. Gene Ontology annotation, biological process: vacuole organization; endosomal transport. Bases 131 to 1453 code for a protein of 440 amino acids.
UGACAAACGGAAACAGGGAGUUGGUCAAAACUUCCGGUUCUCCACAGAUACUGCGAUACCGCCAUCGAAAUGGUGGUGUAACCAAUCUGGGCAUCCUUUUAAUUUUAGGCUUAUACUGACAUAAGACGCAAUGAGUAACAACACCGCCCUUCAGAAAGCCAUCGACCUGGUCACGAAGGCCACCGAAGAGGACAAGAACAAGAACUACGCCGAGGCACUGCGCCUGUACGAGCACGCAGUCGAGUACUUUCUCCAUGCGAUCAGGUACGAAGCCCAGACGGACCGGGCCAAGGAAAGCAUCCGGUCGAAAUGCGUCCAGUACUUGGACCGGGCCGAGAAGCUCAAGGAAUACCUGCGCGGCAAGAGCAAGGAGAAGAAGCCCGUCAAGCAGGGCGAGAGCGACGGUAAGAAGGAUGGCGACAACAGUUCAGACAGCGACGACGAGAACCCAGAGAAGAAGAAGCUUAUGAACCAGCUCGAAGGCGCGAUCGUGAUGGAGAAGCCCAACAUCAAGUGGUCGGACGUGGCCGGCCUGCACGCCGCCAAGGAGGCCCUCAAGGAGGCCGUCAUCCUGCCCAUCAAGUUCCCGCACCUGUUCACGGGCAAGCGCAAGCCCUGGAAGGGUAUCCUGCUGUUCGGGCCCCCCGGUACGGGUAAGUCGUACCUGGCCAAGGCAGUGGCCACGGAGGCCAAUAACUCGACCUUCUUCUCCGUGUCGUCGUCGCAUCUGGUGUCUAAGUGGCUGGGCGAGAGCGAGAAGUUGGUGCGCAACCUGUUUGACAUGGCGCGCAACCAGAAGCCCAGCAUCAUCUUCAUCGACGAGAUCGACUCGCUGUGCAGCUCGCGGUCGGACAACGAGAACGACGCCACCCGGCGCAUCAAGACGGAGUUCCUGGUGCAGAUGCAGGGCGUGGGCAACGACACCGAAGGCAUCCUCGUCCUAGGGGCCACCAACAUCCCCUGGGUGCUCGACUCGGCAAUCCGGAGGCGCUUCGAGAAGCGCAUCUACAUUCCGCUGCCCGACGAGGCUGCGCGGUUGCACAUGUUCAAGCUGCACAUUGGCAACACGCCGCACACGAUGGAGGAGAAGGACUUCAAGGAGCUGGCCAAGCGCAGCGAAGGCUUCAGCGGUGCCGACAUCUCGGUGCUGGUGCGGGACGCCCUGAUGCAACCCGUGCGCAAGGUGCAGACGGCGACUCACUUCCGGCGGGUGCGGGGCCCCUCCCGUAGCGACCCCAGCGUCAUGGUGGACGACCUGCUCACGCCGUGCUCCCCGGGCAGCCCCGGCGCCAUCGAGAUGUCCUGGAUGGAUGUGCCGGGAGACAAGCUGCUCGAGCCGGUGGUCACCCACAGCGACAUGCUGCUGUCCCUGGCCACGGCCAAGCCCACCGUCAACGACGCUGACUUGGACAAGCUGCGGAAAUUCAUGGACGACUUCGGCCAGGAAGGCUAGCUGGGCGGGUCUUUGCAAUCAGACGGGGCGAGGGUGUUCAAGACCGACGCUUUGAGCCGUCCUUGCUGUAUUUGGCGGCACGCUGGAAGCACCACUCGGUUUUUGUGCCUGGAGUGCGAGUGCUUGGCGAGACACACGCGGCUUUGCAUCGACGUAGGAAUGGCUUUAGCGGAGGUUGAGUUUCGAAUCGAGAGAAUGCCACUUCCUUUAUUUGAAAUGGGCUCUGCACCUGGGCGGUAAAGGCGGGGCGCCGCAUUCCCUGCCGAUUCUGUUCGGUUCAUGUUCUACCGCAGAAGUGUUACACUCCCUUCCAUUAUAUUUUUUUUUUUUUUUUAAUGAGGCUUAUCUUUAGCAAUGUUAGCAAGCAAAUGCGCAUCUAAUAAAAGAUGGAGCGAGGGUUGGUUUCUCUGGUAUGUCGCCAAACAUUUCCACGUUGCAGAGCAACUCGGUACUUUGGCUGGCAAUAUUAUGUGGAAGCUUUCUGGCAAUUUUUGUUCUGUAAAUUUCAGGACAACUUAGUUUGCGUUGAUGUGGUUACAAUGUCUGCAGCGUAGGCAGAUCCUAGGAAAAUGCUUUACGUGAUUUUUAGAAACGGUCGCUGGUCUUAGCUUUCUUAAUGAACGAUAAAAUUGCCUACUAUAUAUAAUUGCAAAACUCGGGUAUGCGAACGUGCUCACCUUGCUAACAAGUUAGCAAACCCCAUGCUCCAAAAUUCAAGGGCUUGUUGUCUAUGUUAGAGCCUUCGAAGUAAGCCUUGUGCAGAAUGCCCGUACAAAGAGUUUGUUCUCGAUGACCGUCGUUAUGUUCAGUGCAGGACUUUGGGCACCUUCUUGAGCAGUGUGUACCAUGUGUGCUAACAUAUUUCGGAGCUCUUCUAAACCGUACACAUCUAAAACAUAGAUUAUAUCUAUUUCUUAGGUUGGCGGUAUUGAGCAAAAUCGGAUAAGAGCUUGAAGGAAUGUUUCACUCCCAUUCUCUUCUGUGCUUUGUGAAUAAAGAUGAUAUGUAUCAUACUAUCCAAAGUUA